AUGGCUAACAUAGUCGAGGAUUUCAGGCUAUGCCACGGUUUACUGUUUGAUCAAGACGGUGUGCGCCUUGCGUAUAAGUGUGCGGUGAGAGCGAAUUGGUCCAUCGAAGAAUCGCCAAAGACAAGACCCUCUGUACGGCUUAUAAAUACUCACAGAAUACAAGAUACCUUUAUAUAUGCAAAUAACCUUACACUUGAUAAAGAUGCCAUUCUUUUUAAUCCCCCGAAAGCAUUUUCUCGUUAUAAAGAAAACAAUCCUUUGUAUGAAAGGACGCUCGAUAAGGCGGUCAUCUUCCGAAUAGACAAAGAACUAUGGAAUAUCAAUCUUAUACGUGAGGAUGUCAAACCGACCGAUGAAUUUGUUGAAGCAAUAAAGAAAGCGAUUGAACAUAACACACCGCAUAUAGCAUUAGAUGAUGUAUUCUCUGACUACGGAUAUUGGAUGAAUUACCAAAUUAAAGUGGGCAGCAGGUUACAACGUAUUACUCAAUUUCAGGCCUCCGAAGAAGACGAUCACAAGGAUGUCGAAUUAUGUCAAACAGAAUGGAUAGAUUGCGAAAAUGAUCUAUACAAUGAAAUUUACAUUGAAUGGUCAAAGAGAAUACAUCCCUUUAAGAGCAACUACUUACUUUCUGCUGACGACUCCUUAGUAAAAAUCGAGAAAAUAGGCGAAUGGUUAGAGUACGGUCCAAGAACAUCUAGUCAAUGGAGUGUAAUUGAAAGAGCCGACUUUGUUCCAACUUAUAAAUUGCUAGAUGAAUCUUUAAUUGCAAAGAUCGAAAUGUUAUUCAGCGAUGAAACAGAAAUACUUAUGAUUGGAGAAUCACCAAUAGAUUGCCAGUUUGCUGAUCUUUGUCACGUCGAGUUCUCUCAACCGCUAUUGAGUGAUGCAUAUAAAAUUGAUGGGGAAGUCUACAGUAGUGGGGAAAGAUGUGAUGUAGCUAUAACACUAUAUUUUGCAAACAUUUAUGGAUUUUCUCUCGAAAUUGAAUGGCAUAAAUAUCCUGAAGAAGCAGAAGAUAUUUAUGUCAAAUGGAAUUUAUCGGGUAAUCGUGCUAGGAUUGGCUACUAUGGCCAGUUGAAGGUUGAGACUUGUGAAGACAAAACGCAGGACAGAGAAUCGUAUGUUGAAUCAGAUGUACCUCAUCAUAGUCAAUCAAGCGAAAUUCCUGCAACAUUGCAAUUAGCCGAAAAGGAAGAAGGAGAGAGAGAAGUACAUACCGGAUCGGGUCUACCUCAUCAUAAUCACCUCAAUGACUUUUACGAUGAACUCUUAAAAAACGCCUUGGAAACUAAAAGCACCGAAUACAAACCUCUUUUUCAAGAACACCAAUCAAGUAAAAAUCUUGUAUCAUUGCGACCAUUACCAAUGAGUUCUUCUGAG
Messenger RNA from Paraglomus brasilianum, 1383 nucleotides. The record is from the annotation of a GenBank genome assembly. Lineage: Eukaryota; Fungi; Glomeromycota; Glomeromycetes; Paraglomerales; Paraglomeraceae.